Molecule: messenger RNA, 3199 nt
Organism: Cynocephalus volans (Philippine flying lemur)
Lineage: Eukaryota; Metazoa; Chordata; Mammalia; Dermoptera; Cynocephalidae
Gene: SYAP1
Product: synapse associated protein 1
Exons: 9
Coding region: 91-1167 (358 amino acids)
Biological process (GO): regulation of short-term neuronal synaptic plasticity; TORC2 signaling
Cellular component (GO): synapse; nucleus; Golgi apparatus
Source: RefSeq, a predicted model, not a curated record
CCCUGGGAGACGUGCAGGGAGAGUCCUGAGGCGACAGUAAUCGCAGGGGUCUCCGGUGACAGGGACCGCGGCAGCGGCCCCGCGGGCGGGAUGUUCCAGGGUUUGAGCAGUUGGUUGGGCCUGCAGCAGCCAGAGGCGGGCGGUGGGCAGUCUGCGGGACACAGGCAGCCUCCUGGAGACGUUCCACCCGAGCAGCGCUCCGACAUGGUGGUGGAGUCCGUGGCCGGCCAGCGGCAGCAAACGGGGGACCAGGAGCUCCUCCACCAGGCCAAAGGCCUCGGCAACUAUCUAUUUAACUUUGCAACUGCUGCCACCAAAAAGAUAACAGAAUCAGUUGCUGAAACAGCACAAACAAUAAAAAAAUCUGUGGAAGAAGGAAAAAUAGAUGACAUCAUUGAUAAGACAAUUAUAGGCGAUUUUCAUAAGGAACAGAAAAAAUUUGUGGAGGAGCAGCAUACAAAGAAGUCAGAUGCAGCUGUGCCCCCAUGGGUUGACAGUAGUGAUGAAGAAACCAUUCAACAACAGAUCUUGGCUUUAUCAGCUGACAAGAGGAAUUUCCUUCGUGACCCUCCAGCCGGUGUGCCAUUUAAUUUCGACUUUGAUCAGAUGUACCCCACUGCCCUGGUCAUGCUCCAGGAGGACGAGCUGCUGAGUAGGAUGAGAUUCGCCCUUGUUCCUAAACUCGUAAAGGAAGAGGUGUUCUGGAGGAACUACUUCUACCGGGUCUCCCUGAUUAAGCAGUCGGCCCAGCUCACUGCCCUGGCCGCCCAGCAGCAGGCGGCGGGAAAGGAAGAGAAGGGUGCUGGCAAGGAGGACAAUUUGCCACUGGCAGAGGCAGUACGGCCCAAAACGCCACCUGUCAUAAUCAAAUCUCAGCUUAAAACUCAAGAGUAUGAAGAAGAAAUUUCUACUAGCCCAGGUGUUUCUGAGUUUGUCAGUGAUGCCUUCGAUGCCUGUAACUUAAAUAAGGAAGAUCUGAGGAAAGAGAUGGAGCAACUAGUGCUUGACAAGAAGGAAGAGGAGACAGCCAUCCUCGAAGAGGAUGGCGCAGAUUGGGAAAAAGAGCUACAACAGGAACUUCAAGAAUACGAAGUGGUGACAGAAUCAGAGAAACGAGAUGAAAACUGGGAUAAGGAAAUAGAGCAAAUGCUUCAGGAGGAAAAUUAGCUGUUUCCUGAAAUAACAGAAUACUCCUUAACAUUCUGCAAACCGAUAUUAAAUUCUAGAUGUUGACAUUCACUGAAUCAGAAAGCACAAAAGGGUAUAACUUUAUGAAAUUCAAAAUAUUCUUUUUUUUUUUCUUGUCUGCAGAUGGCCAGUUAGGGGAUCCAAACCCUUGACCUUGGUGUUACAAGGCUGCGCAAAAUAUUUGUUUUUCAACUUGCCUCUUCUACUUUAAAAAAAGUAUAUAGAACACUUAUUCUAAUAGUCAAAAAGGGAUGUUUUAUGUAGCAUUUCUUUAAUAUAAAUCAAGUUAGAGGCAUUCUUGUAGGCAGUAUGGAUAUCUUUGCCACUGAAACACAAAUAUAAUUUUAGAGUUCUGUUUUCCAUGAAGUCAAAAUGUAAUUUAUUCUUUGUUUUCCUAAACAUUUUUACCCCUCAUUGCGUUUUCGUUGAUACACGGAUGUUAAAGUACUUACUUAAUGGGUUGAUUACUAUUAAAAUGACCAAAUUAUACCAAAGAACUUAAGAGGAAGCACUUUCAGAACUAUUUUAUUGCUAGGUAUUUUCUAAAAUUCCAUCUGAAAUCCAAGAGAUAAAAUAAGUAAGUUGAUUCUAAUGAUAUAAAUGUUACACAAUUUGACAUUAAGAAAUAUUGUGCAAAAAUAUUUGUUUUUGUCUGGGGCCUUUUCUCCUUCUUUCUUUUUUAAAACUAUACCCGAAAUUUCACAUCAUAGUUUUUGUAGAAAAUGCAGUUUUUCAUCCUUUUUGUAUUAAUGACCUUCAGAAGCCCUUUCACCUUAAAAUCUGUUCUUGUUUUAAUCGUUACUACGUAUAAAUGUUUUAGCUUUGUCUUAAUUAAACUGUUAGUCUUUAUAAAAUUGUGUUGUUCUGAGUAGAACUUCUGGAACGUUAUUGAUUAAUCCUACUUGUAUUCCACUCCACCAGCAGGCACAUGUUCAUAGAAUAUGAUUAUUUUAAAAGAACAGGGUGAUUUAAUGUCAGAAAACUUCCUAAGCAUUUGCUUCCUGAACCUGUCAUAUUUUUCAAGGAGCCUUUAUUUCAUAAAGGAGAAUAGAAUUAAGAUGUUUCUUUAUAAGGGAAAGGUACAUAUUUAUAUUCUUGGACCCAUAAAAAUUCAUCUGUGGUCCUCUGGCGAAGGUCUAAGGAUUACUCUUUCAGUCCUAGUGUGGGAUAUGCAUGUGUGAGUGAGUCAGACAGUCUCAGCUAGUGUCACUUGGGUUAUUGCAAUAAACCCGUGUAUUCUAUGAAACCGCUGACCCCAGAUUUCCACUUGUGGUGCCACAGUUGCUUAUUACUGAGUUUGGGUUCAGAGAUGACUGGCAACUUCUGAAAUAAUACUAUCGAAGGGAAAAGUUUUGUGGGUUUUUUUUUUAAAUAGAGUUUGUUGGAGGAAAAGAAACGUUAAAUGUUUUUAAGCAGCUAAAUUUCAGGACAUGACAGUGUUGUUAGUAUGUGCACUAAAAUUCUUAUUGAUUGGGCUGGCUGGGUAGCUCAGUUUUGGUUAGAACACAGCCUUAUAACCCCAAGGUCAUGUGUUUGGUUCCCCACACCGGCCAGCCACCAAAAAAAGAAAAAAAAUCUUAUGAAUGUUGAAUAAACUCCAAAAAAAAAAAAAGCAAAGGUUUCAGAGAAAGAAAAAAUAUCUAAAAUGAUAAUAUGAGGGGUCUUCAAGAAGUUCAUGGAAAGAUUUGUAUUAUCUUUUAGUUCUAUUUUGCCACAAACUUGUUGAGAUACCCUAGUAGAAGUAUGUUAGGAUUUACUAUUAGUUUUACAUGAUGCUGCAUUUAAAAACAACCUAAUUGUACACUGGCCUGUGAAAAUAAAAGGGUAAUAUAAGAUUUGUACAGACCAUAAGAAUGUAGCUAUUCUAUAUUCUUAGGGAUUCAUCAAGAAGUAAAUUAUACAGGUAAGUGUUAUUCCUUUAAAGAGCAAAAUAAUUUAUAACCAUGUUUGGUGGAAAAUUUCUAAGUAUUUAUUACACGCCUAGGGGUUAGCCAACAAGAUAUACUGAGCA